This is a messenger RNA of Drosophila teissieri, 1434 nucleotides long. RefSeq lists its product as uncharacterized. The record is from RefSeq and is a predicted model, not a curated record. NCBI's taxonomy places the organism in Eukaryota, Metazoa, Arthropoda, Insecta, Diptera, Drosophilidae. The transcript is spliced from 3 exons. Bases 304 to 1434 code for a protein of 376 amino acids.
ACAAUUACUUUUGACUUUCGGACAUAAAUUCAGUGUAAUCUUAAGUGAAAUUGUUGAAACAAUUUGUUGUUUGUGCAAAAAAAAAAUUAGGGGAUUUCAAGAAGUUGUCUUGCGGUGUCGAUUUAGUUUAGUGAUCUCUGUAACAUUUGUGACUGUGUUGAUGAGUGUGGUACCCUGAUGUUCCCGCCACCGAUUACUCUGCUGGAUUUGUAAAUAAGUUUGGCAGUUCCUUCUGCUCGGAAUAACAAUUUUCUUACAUUUCGGCCCGUAUUUCCAAAUUAAAGAUCUUUCCAAAUCGUCAAUAUGGUCGUUACCACUGUGGCCUUUCCGCAAAAGAAAACUGGUCGUAUAGUACCUCCCAAAAGUACCAAAGUUGUCGAUAAGACUCGAUCCGGUUCCGCGCUUCUAUCGACUGAUAAGCGGAAAGGGCCGAUGAGCGUUGGAAUCAAACGGUCCGCAGCCGGGGCACUAACGAGUCUAAGCGGACCGAUAGCCGGCGAUCCGGUGGGCCUUGGCCUGGUCACUGGAAUGGAUAGGAAUGGUUUCCCGCAGCACAAUGCGGCCGCAAAGGCACAAGCGACAGCAACCCGUCCAGCGGCACCGAUCCCGCCGCCACGCUCAUACCGCCGGGCAGGGACAGCAGCAGCAGCCGCCUUUGCAGGAGGAGCCGCUUCUGCCGCCGCUCAACUUGCUGCCAAGGUGCCUGGUGCCCCAGUCGUCGGAUUGGUCUCGCACACCGGAAGCAGCAACGUAACCCAACCUUCGUUAGCCAGCAAGAAGAGCUCCCUGGUCAGCCGUAAGGUUGGAGGAGGCAAGGACACAGAUUCUAGCAUCAAGCGGCGCGUAAAGUUCUCGGCCAAUGUGCACACAUUCCCGUCCCUUACAAACACCAAGAAGUCCACCCGGAUUGGUGAGCUGCAGCUGAAAAAGAAGGUCAAGAAGCUGAAGCGGAUUCGAUCGCGUCGGGAGGGCGGAACUGGUGAGACGGCGAGUGAGCUCCUAAACUCAAGCGGGAUAGCCCCAAAUAACCAGGACAUUUACAAACACGGUGCCAUCGUUGAUGUGGAAUCCGUAAAAGCACCAGAACCACCACGUGUUCUGCGCCUAAACGUUGUGGGCAAAUCGUCGCCGGCAACGGGAAAGUCUGCAUUAGUAACAGCGCUGCGACGUAAGGCUAAGAGAACAGCAGCACAGGAAGAAAAGUCCACCGAAUCGGUAACUACUACAGGUAGCCGGACCGGAAAGCCCAAGACAAAGACGAUCAGGAAAAGUGGUGGUAGCAGCGCAAAGACACUGCUCGCAUCCAGCUCUCAUUUGGUGGACAGCAGUGCGGGCUUAGCGGGGAGGAAGAAACCAGCAGCGGCGGCAACGGCCAGUCAGCGGAGUAGUCUAAUACAAAAACAGAAUGGGCGGCGAGUCUAUGGAAAAGUCUGA